This is a messenger RNA of Canariomyces notabilis, 3040 nucleotides long. RefSeq lists its product as uncharacterized. NCBI's taxonomy places the organism in Eukaryota, Fungi, Ascomycota, Sordariomycetes, Sordariales, Chaetomiaceae. The record is from RefSeq and is a predicted model, not a curated record. Gene Ontology annotation, biological process: endoplasmic reticulum unfolded protein response. Gene Ontology annotation, molecular function: protein binding. The transcript is spliced from 2 exons. The coding region runs from base 362 to 2599 and encodes 745 amino acids.
CUUGCCAGCUGAUUAAAGAAUCCGAUGUUUGUGGCAUUUUCAGAGUCAGCUUCCAUCCUCCAUGGAGUGAAUCGAAACUAUCUUCAACCUCCUCAAAUCCCCGCAUCGUUUCAGCCCUUGCAAGGGAAUUCGGCCUCUGCGAAAAGAUUCAUGUUUGUUGCCUAGCAUGCCUUCGUGAUCACGGCCCGCGCAUUAAGGGAUUCAAUCCAACAUCGUCAAUAAUCUGGCAGCAAAGCGAUAAAACGACCACCGUCUGAUACCGAUUGAGCAGGAUCCCCCGGCACUGCGCGCUCUGAGUACAACACCGCUUGUACUAUUCCGUUGUCUUGCCAUUCAAGCUAAACUUGGGCAACCGAGCGCGAUGGCGGAAGAGCAGCCCGCCCCCUCUCGGCUGGCGUCGCAGGAGAAUGCUCCGUUGGUUGUCAACCUACAUAUCGUGUCGCCUUCAGUUGGUGUCGGAAACUUGCGGUUUCCCGACCUUCCAGCCACAACGACGGUACGGCAGCUGAAGGCAAAGAUCCGGGAGUCAUUGGAAUCACGGCCCGCAGAUGACAAUCAGAGAUUGAUCCACCGCGGCCGCCUCCUCGCAUGCGAAACCGACACCCUCCAGGAUGUGCUGGGUGAAGAUGCUAUCCGAACGGGCGAGCAACAGACGAUUCACCUAGUAGUGAGAGAUACUGGAGAUCACGUCGCUCCCCUUUCUUUCUCAGCUCAAGCAACUCCAGCGGCAAGUAGGAGUCCGGCGCCUGGAAACAAUCCGUUCCGAGUGGAUGCUUAUAACCCCCAAACCCAUACCCGGUUCCUCCGAGGCGUAGGGCCAGGUGCUCCCCCUCCUGUUGUGGUUCCCAAUGCUUCCGUGAUUCGGCCCGGGUCUGCCCCGAUUGGCAUCCCGCAGGCCGCGCAACAUCCCUCACAGCAGCAGCAGCACCAGGAUAUACUUCAGCGAAUGAAUCAGCUCCAACAACGUGAAGCACAGUUUCAGGAGUUCUUUGCUCGGCACCGGGCCGCCCGGGACUCUGCUAGCCAGGGCCAGGGGAACCCAACGGACCCUGUAGGGGGGAGGAACAGCCCGUUUAGACCGCCAAUGCAGACUGUAAUCCACGAGGGCAUCGGGCCGGAUGGCCAGCAGUACAGUUUUAGGAUUACUGUUAACGAGGUUCUUGCGCGGCCCGCAGCCGCUCCCCGCCCUCCGGCACCCGCUUCCGAGCCCGUUGCUCACAGGCCACUCUCGGCAGCCGAUGUCCAGAAUAUCUUGCAUGGAGCUGAUGCUACUCGGGCCACUCAAACCAUAACCAACGCCAUGCAACGCAGUGCGUCGGGUGCGGGGCCGGCGAACGUAGCAGCGGACAUUGCAAAUAUGAGUUUCAAUGCUCCCGUGCAGCCAAUUCCUCCUGGCGUUACAACGCCUGUCUUCCCGGGGUUGUCGAGGAAUGCCAGCCGGACCGCUACUCCCGACUCGUCAGUGAGGCCCAUCAGCCGUGGUAACGGGGCUCUCCCCGGUACCGCGCAGUCUCAGUAUCGUCCCCAUGCGCAGUCAUCCCAACGCCGGCCGGAUGUCUAUAUUCUCUCCUCUCCUACUGGUCCUCGGGCCCUCCUGAUUAAUAGUGCCUCGGAGAUUUACGCUAGCCCGGCCGCCCGGCCGCCAUCCUGGGCUCCCAGUUAUUACAGGCCGCCGUUCCCGUACGCGCCGUCAGUACCAAUCCACGUAGCCCCGCCUGCACAAGGGCAGGUGGCAAUUCAUCUGUCCACCCACAGGCAAGCGCCGACAGAAGCGCGGCAGCAGACUGCACCCGGGGCUCAGCAACAGCCCUUGCCUCAAGCACUCAACAAUCAACCGCCAGUCCUUCGUCAACGAGUAGCAGAAGCCCCACCGGCUCAACCGGCCGCUCCUCAAGUGCACCACCCUGGAAACCCUGGAGCUGCUGCCCUUGGGGCGGCGAUUUGGCCGCACAUAUGGCUGCUAAUUCGCCUGGUCGCCUUCGCCUGGUGGUUCUCAUACAGCAACCCCUCGUGGGAGCGAUGGCUCACUCUGCUGCUUGCUUUCCUUGUCGUAUUUGCGAUCAACACGGGCUUGUUCACUGGCAUGGUUAAUGAUGCAUUCCACCCUGUGAGGGAGCAGCUAGAGGGUAUGAUCCCCUUUGCGGAUCCCGAUCGCCAGCGAGGCCAGCGAGGACAGCAACAAGCGCACCCGCAACACAACCAACAGCCGGGGCCUGGUAAUCGAAAUGGCGGAGAUAGAGAUGAACCCGACCCAGCUCGCGUGGCGGCGAGACUAGUCGCACAAAGGAGAAUUGCAAAUGGGAACUGGCUAGCCGACCAGCUGAGAAGAGUGGAGAGGGCAGGAAUCCUGUUUCUGGCGAGCUUUGCUCCCGGGGUGGCCGAGAGGCAUAUACAGCAGUUGGAAGAACGGGAGAGAGCUGAACGGAGGGCCGCCGAAGAAGCCCGAGCAGCUGCUCAACAGGCCGCCCAAGAAGCUGCUCACGGGUCUGCGGGAAACCAAGAGGGUCACGAGGAGCAGCGGACUAGGACCGAGCCCUUCACGGAGCGUGAUCAAGUAGCGGAGCAGCAGCAGCCUCCGCCUCCCGUGGUCGAAGUAUAGGUUUACAUAAACCAACGAGUCCAGCGGCGGCAGGACAGUGGUUUGACUCUUACAGACAUUGUCCCUUUUUAGACCUCGCUGCUGCUCAGCUGGAAUCAGGGUCGAUAGAGCAUGGGCGACGUGGGUGCUGCCUUGUAUUGGCACCAAGGCGCACUAAAUACUGCGUGUCCGGAGCAAAAAAGCACUGCUCCAUGAAGGCGACGAUUUGAACUGUUUGUAUUGUAACUCUACGGGGGUUGACUUCUAACGGCUUUGAUGGAGAAUGGGCAUGUGGCGCUGCAGAGGGCUGGGCGUACUAUGAUUGACUUCCUCAAUGCAGUUAUACCCCAUAUCGCUCUGUUCUGAAUCCUGCCGAUAUCUUCAUGAGUCCUAUCCACCGCGCUUGCAUGUUACCUAGUAGUUGCCUUAGGUAUCGACAGUGCCAAGAAGAUUUCGAGCCUG